UGACACGUGACUAUUCCCUCGGGGGGUUCCCAGGUGGUAAAAGGGCCAGCCUCUUGGUCCUGGCCUCCGGCCAUCCGCUCUUCUUUCCCUCUUUGCGGCUCUUCGGGUUCUAACCUUUUUCCGAGUCCUCGGGGGCACCCGGUCCCCUUGCGGGGUUAGCCCUUCCUCAGCACUUCUCGGUUUGUGGGGGAACGAGGGACCUCGGGACCCGCUCCGCACCCUCACCCCCUUCCUUUCCCAGGUAAGAUUUGUUGGGUCUUUGAGCUAUUCCCUGCCGGGGCCUGGGAGAUCUACCUGGUGGGACUCAAGACCACCCAGGGAGGGAAAGGGAUUUUUCCCCCAAGACUCCAGUCAAGUUUGGCAGAGGAAGCAGAAGCAGAGUCUCUGGUCUGAGAGAAACUGUGGGAACAGAGUGCCCAGAAAGCUGGAGGAAAGGACGAAGGUUGGGGGAGACCAUAUACCCAGGUGGAGGAAAAAUUAGGAAGGCAGGACUCCUGAGUGUCUAAAGGGUGAAGAGGAGGUAGUCUUGUAUGCUUCUCCCGACCUAGCAUGAUCCCCUGCCUUCCCCGUGGGGGAGGAGAGGAAGAUCUGGAUAAAGACCCUUGCGACCAAGAAGAGGACUUCGGCUCUGGAGAAGAGAGUCUGGAUGACAUAGGGAUCCCUCCACCAUACAGCCCCCCGCCUGGGCCCUCUCUGGUCGCUCAGCUCCAUAGGGACCAGAUUUCGGCACCAAAUGCUAUUGGUCAGCAGCUUCUAGGGGAUCAGACCCCAGUUCUCACCCAGAACCUCAAAGUGGGGAGCCAGCCAGCACCCUGGGAGCCCGGCUAUGAAAGGGCAGGGAAUUCUGGAUCUGGUAACUCAAUCUCCUUCAGAACCAUUUGGCAUCCAUCCUUCUGUGCCUUGUUUGAUGCCCAGGGCCAUGACAUCCAAUCCCCAGCUCCACCUGAAGUAGAGGGGAAUAGAGAGAGCUCCCAGAGUGAUAAAGGUUAUCCAGCUCUCUGCUCAGAAGAUUUCUUCUUCUCUGACCCUCUCUUGCCUUCCAUUACUCGGAUCCCCCUUGGCCUGUCCCAACCUCCCCAGCAGAUUCUAAGGAGAUCUAGGCAGCUUCUUGGCCCACCCCCCAUAAUGUCAGUCUGGACACAGCCAACCCCAGCUCCCAUCUUGACUUGGCAGUGUGGUCCAGAGAUAACAGCUGUUACCAGCCUACUUGAGAUGAGCCGAGGAGAAAAGUCUACCCCCACCCCAGAGCCCUCCCUAGCCCCACCCACUCCGUAGCCCACCAAGCCAAAGGUGGAUUCUAUCAUCUCAUCCCCAUCCUGUCCCUCCCUGCAAUACUCCUUGAGAGCUGAGGAAAGCCUCCUCCCUCACCUCCUGUUGCCGUAUUACUGUAUUGGGAAUGAAUAACGUCCCUCUUCCCCUCCCACCUUUUGCUGUAUUUGGUGUGUUGCUGUGGGGCGCAAUA
Trichosurus vulpecula (common brushtail) is the source of this 1462-nucleotide messenger RNA. It is a transcript of the gene SAP25, whose product is annotated as Sin3A associated protein 25. The record is from RefSeq and is a predicted model, not a curated record. Lineage: Eukaryota; Metazoa; Chordata; Mammalia; Diprotodontia; Phalangeridae. Gene Ontology annotation, biological process: regulation of DNA-templated transcription. Gene Ontology annotation, cellular component: cytoplasm; nucleus.